This is a messenger RNA of Lepisosteus oculatus (spotted gar), 1459 nucleotides long. RefSeq lists its product as uncharacterized. Lineage: Eukaryota; Metazoa; Chordata; Actinopteri; Semionotiformes; Lepisosteidae. The record is from RefSeq and is a predicted model, not a curated record.
GGCCUAAACUGCAGUGCACUGGACUGACUCCUGUAUUUGGAAAUGCAGGAUCACUACAGACGGAUUAGCUUGCACUGAACAGACUGGAAACUCAGUUCCAUAUACCAGAGGAUCAGUACAGAUUGGACCAUUUCCUACAAGCCAAGGAGUGGAAAAAUCACAACUGGUCAUCACAGAUCAAAUGGAUUCCCACAGAAUGGUGCAGCACUAUGUUUUCCUUGUUUUAGUUUUUUUGCUGUCCCUCGCCUGGUUUUCAACUGCUCAUGAGAUCCCAACUCUCACCACUUUGGAAGAGUUAAACCAGACGGAGUUUGGACACCAUUUUCCUCGCCAUGGCUUGAAGCUCCUGCACUGGUUUGUACAGAGUGCAAUAAAGACAGACAAUGAAAAUGUGGACAUGGUUUUUGAUCCUCGAAUGAGGCUUUUUGGUUUCCAUGAGUACCAUAAUCACCAGCUCCGACUACCACUCCUGAACAACAGCCUUUCUUAUCAAGUUGUGGGAGACCUGGACACCCAGAAUCACCCAGGGGCCCGGGCCUUACCUUGGUACAUCAAACAGGAUUAUCUCUAUGUCAGGAGUCAGUACUUCUCAGUGUCGGAGCUUCAGAAGGCAAACUGUGAGCGUUUGAUAAUCUCCUUUGAUUCUACUGACUGGGGAGUAAAGGCAGUCUAUCUUAUCGACAUAUCUUCCCCAGCUGCCAUUCAACAGCUCAGCAAUGCUCUCCUUGCUGAAAUACAGUCCCACACCUUGGAAAGUUUUUUGAACUUUUUCAGUUUUGAUCUCCGUUACUGUGCCACGGGGAAAGACUCUGAAAGUGAAACAUGUUCGGAAUUGUUCUCUAAGGGCACAAGGCUGGAAGUCAAGACAAACAGCAAUGGGCAUGCACAAAUGACUUGGAGCCACCUGCCCUGGGCCGAGAAUGACCAGUGGGUGGGCCUGUACGCAGACGACAGCAAAAGCAAUGGCGAUCGCCUGGCGUGGCACAAUGUAAGCACACAAAGAGGUGUCUUCCAAACUGCAGUGGACAUGAAUCCUGGUCUGCAAAUACGUCUGCUCAAAGACAAGACACAUUCACUGUUCAAUGGGGAGGAGCUGGAUGAGGCUUGUAGGGAAACCCCAAAACAAAUCCCAGGUUUCAAGGCUUAUCUACAACUCUACACCGAGAAUGGCUAUGCUUGUGCUAGGCUCUACAUCGACAAGUCCUUUACAAAUUGGAGGGAGCGGCUCCAUAAUGCCUGGAUCGGGUUCUAUUCUUCAAAGUUUGAUCACUCGAAGAAAUACAGGAAUUUUCAGUGGGUGUCAAAAUUUUGGGAAGACAAAGAUCUUCAUCCUUAUGUGGUCCUAAGAGAAAAUUGCUGGGGAGGGCGGUUGUCCUGGGGGGUCCAAGCACGUUUCUUCCCGAAUAAAUCAUACAAUGACGUGGUGCGUACGCCACAUUGGAAGUGCUAAGCAGAAAAA